Microsporum canis CBS 113480 is the source of this 1038-nucleotide messenger RNA. RefSeq names its product aflatoxin B1 aldehyde reductase member 2. Gene Ontology annotation, molecular function: oxidoreductase activity. Bases 1 to 1038 code for a protein of 345 amino acids. The transcript has 2 exons. The record is from RefSeq and is a predicted model, not a curated record. Lineage: Eukaryota; Fungi; Ascomycota; Eurotiomycetes; Onygenales; Arthrodermataceae.
AUGCCUCUUGUAGUGCCGAAAUUUCCCCGGGUGAUCCUGGGGCUCAUGACCUUUGGUCCGGACGAAAAGGCGAUGGCCCGGAUAACAAGCCUUGACGAGUUCAAGCGGUGCCUGGACUGUUUCACGGCUAGGGGGUACAAUGAAGUCGACACUGCUCGGGUCUAUGUCGGCGGAAAGCAGGAAGCCUUCACGGCUCAGGCUGGCUGGAAAGAACGCGGCCUCAAGCUGGCGACUAAAUGGUACCCCAGGACUCCUGGCGCGCACAAGGGAGACCAGGUCCGGGCUAAGCUCGAGGAGUCCUUGAAGGAGCUGCAGACAGACUGUGUUGACAUUUUCUAUCUCCAUGCUGCGGAUCGGUCUGUGCCGUUUUCAGAAACCCUAGAGGCCGUCAAUGAGUUGCACAAGGAAGGGAAAUUUGUCCAGCUGGCAUUGAGCAACUAUACUGCCUUCGAGGUUGCGGAGAUUGUCACCAUGUGCAACGAGAGAGGAUGGGUGCGGCCGACAAUCUACCAAGCCAUGUACAAUGCCAUCACGCGAUCCAUUGAAGCUGAACUAAUACCCUGCUGCAAGCGAUAUGGAAUGGAUAUCGUCGUGUACAACCCGCUAGCUGGAGGAAUCCUGUCGGGUAAGUAUAAGACCGCAGAUAUCCCAGCGGAGGGUCGAUAUAGCAACGCCCACUCCGGAGGACAGCUCUAUCGGGGCCGAUAUUUCAAGGACUCUGUAUUCGAUGCGUUGAAGAUUAUCGAGCCUGUGGCAGAGAAGCACAAGCUGAGUCUGGUCGAGAUAGCGUUCCGCUGGAUAAUGCACCAUUCUGCUCUGAACAUUAAAGAUGGGAACGAUGGAAUCAUCAUCGGCGUGAGUAGCUAUGAGCAGCUUGAGAAGAACUUGGACGACCUGGAAAAAGGCCCGCUUCCGGAGGAAGUUGUUGCUGCGCUCGACGAGGCCUGGAUGGUUGCAAAGGCUACGACGGCUAAUUAUUGGCAUCUUGACUUGAAGUAUACAUAUGACACCCAGGCAGCGCUGUUUAAGCCUAGGUAG